CCCGCUUUCCAACAGCUGUAAAAUCUCACUCCCUAGCUCUACUUCAAGAUCUCACUCUACGUUUUCUCUCUCUAAACCCCCCCUGAGAUCUUACAGUUUAUAGUAUUUUUUGCGUAUCAGAUCUUACCCACAUUAGAUGGAUCCGUAAAACCCUUCUGGCAUUCUUGUUUUUUCACCUGGGUUUUCACUUUUUUCCAGUUGUUGAUAGGAAAGGUUUGAUUUUUAUGAGCUAAUUGUCGGAAAAAUCGAGUCUUGCCGGAACCCUAGAAAAUUCCGGCGAAAGGGUUUUGAGUUUGGAAUGUUUUGAGAAGAAUGGUGUGUGUGAAUUAUGGUGUGGAGGAAAGAAAUGUUGAUUACUCCAAUGCUGCUGCUGUUGUUCAUUGUUUUUGUGCUUUCUCUGCCUUGUACUAGUUUUGGACGUUCUUUUCAUCACAUCACUUCAUCUCCUUCUGUACUGCCUUCGCGAUCAGAAUAUGUUAAAGAAUUCAUUUUUGAAGAUGUGCACUUGACAUCAGUAAGAGCUUCAGCUGUUCCAGAAAGAGCUCCUCGCAGAUGGCGAGCUAAGCCUUUUCCAGUACCUUUAGCAUCAUCAUCUUCUCCUACGUCUCAAGGACCUGUUGCUGGUCCAAGCAAUAAGAACUUGCCAAGACGCCGCCAUCACCACCAUGGAGCAAAUACUAGACCAGUGUCUCCAUCUCCAUCAGUUGUUCCAGGCUGUGAUAUAAAAUGUUUGGAGCCGCUCACCUCGAAUCCCUUUAUUUCUCCGUGUAGUUGUGUGCUACCCAUGAAAAUCAGGCUCAUUUUUUAUGUAUCUCUCUUGGCCAUCUUUCCUGUAGUUAACGAGCUAGAGAUAGAGGUCGCCAAAGCUACAUAUCUUUUGCAAAGCCAAGUGGUUAUUGUAGGAGCUAAUGCAGACCAUCAGAAUCAGGAAAGAACUGUAAUCGAUAUUAACUUGGUCCCGCUUGGGGACAGAUUUGAUAAUACCACCGCCACACUAAUUUAUGAAAGAUUUUGGCAAAAUAAAGCUCCUCUGAAUCAAACUCUAUUUGGUAAUUAUGAUGUGGCAUCCAUUACAUACCAAGGGCUUCCUGCAUUGCCACCAAUUGGGGUAAGUUCUGGACAUGAGUUCCCUCUUACAGCAAAAUUUUCCGACAAACGUCAAAAGAUGGAUGCAAGGACUAUAUGGAUCGUCUCCUCAUCUGCACUUGUUGUUGUAUUAGCCUUCACAGGAGCCAUUUUUAUCAUAUUAAAGUACAGGAAGGGCAGCAGACCAUCAAAUUCUAUUGGUCCGGUCACUACUUCAUCUGUUAAUAAGAGAUCUGGUAUCAAAUCUAUGCUAUGUAGUGCCACAAGUUCGGCGUCAUCCUCCCCUGUUUCUGGCAUGCCUACUUCUAUGCUCUUUGUUAAGAAAUUUUCAUUGGCAGAGCUGGUAAAGGCUACAGACAAUUUCAGCUCAACAAGGAUUUUAGGUGAAGGAGGUUUUGGGUGUGUUUAUUUAGGGGUCUUGGAAGAUCAGACUGAAGUUGCGGUGAAGCUGUUAAUAAAGGAUAACCUUAAUGGAGAUCGUGAUUUUGUAUCAGAAAUUGAGAUGCUAAGCAGAUUGCAUCACCGCAAUCUUGUGAAAUUAAUUGGUAUAUGCACUGAACGGCACACUCGUUGCUUGGUUUAUGAAGUUGUUCCAAAUGGAAGUGUUGAGUCUCAUUUGCAUGGUGCAGACAAGAGUACCGGACCUCUUAACUGGGAUGCACGUUUAAAGAUUGCUCUUGGUGCAGCACGAGGAUUAGCUUAUCUUCAUGAAGAUUCUAACCCGCGAGUAAUCCACCGAGAUUUUAAAACCGCCAAUAUUCUCUUAGAAGAUGAUUUCACCCCUAAGGUCUCAGAUUUUGGGCUGGCAAGGGAAGCAACAGAAGGAAGUCUUCAUAUUUCUACUCAAGUCAUGGGAACUUUCGGGUAUGUUGCUCCUGAAUAUGCAAUGACAGGGCAUCUACUUGUUAAAAGUGAUGUAUACAGCUAUGGAGUUGUGCUGUUGGAGCUUCUUUCUGGAAGAAAACCUGUAGACAUGUCUCGGCCUCCAGGACAAGAGAACCUUGUAACUUGGGCUCGGACACUACUAACCAGUAAAGAAGGAUUGCAGCAAUUGAUGGAUCCCACCCUAGCCGGAACUUAUGAAUUUGAUGACAUGGCAAAGGUGGCUGCCAUUGCUUCCAUGUGUAUUCACCUUGAGGUGACGCACAGACCAUUCAUGGGAGAAGUUGUGCAAGCUCUAAAGCUGAUUUAUAACGAUUCAGAUGAAACUGGUGGAGAGUUAUCUACUCAGAGAGACUCUUCUGCUAUAGGCUCCGACUUGAAAGGAGAUUUUGUUACUUCUGAUAGCAGUUGGUGGAAUGCUGGUGGACUGUCCCCCCAAUUAACUUAUGGCAGUGCCACUCCUUUCGUAACAAUGGAGUAUAGCUCGGGUUCACUUGGAGAAGUUGAAAAACGACUGUUUUCGACCUCAAGUUUUAACAGAGACAGAUUUUCUUUGCCUAUCAGACAUGAGAAUAUGUCAGGUCCGCUGAGGACAGUUCGGAGCAAGCCAUCAUCUCAUAGAUUAAAGCGAAGCAAAAGUGAACAUGGUAUUCUGUCGAACCUUGUCUAGCAUGGAAGCCUCAAAACUUCUAUGUAGAGAGUUUCUUUCCCUGUGAAAUAUGUUAGUGUACAGAAAUUAGGGUGUAGGCCCUUUUUUAUAGCACAAUUUGAAACUAAAAUACCCAAAAUGUUAGACCUGACCUUUUUAGCACAAAUUGAAGCUAAACUGCGAAGAAUGUCCGGAAGAAUUGGCUCAUUUUAGCUCCAAAGGGCGCUAACUGAGCGACUGACACAAUCUCUCAUUCCUUUUUUUCAUUAUAGACUUUUAUCAAUAUAGAACAAUUAAGACA
Daucus carota subsp. sativus is the source of this 2918-nucleotide messenger RNA. RefSeq names its product receptor-like serine/threonine-protein kinase ALE2. The transcript has 9 exons. The record is from RefSeq and is a predicted model, not a curated record. Gene Ontology annotation, biological process: protein phosphorylation. Lineage: Eukaryota; Viridiplantae; Streptophyta; Magnoliopsida; Apiales; Apiaceae. Bases 329 to 2638 code for a protein of 769 amino acids. Gene Ontology annotation, molecular function: ATP binding; protein kinase activity.